AUGGCUCUUCAGAAACACCUUCUCAAUGACGCUGACACGCUCGUCGUCGACUCGCUGACGGGCUUGUGUGCCGUCAACAACCAGCUGGCGUUUGACCCACCGAACAAAGUCGUGUACAAGGCUACUUUGGAUCGCUCCAAAGUUGCUCUUAUCUGUGGAGGCGGGUCUGGGCAUGAGCCUUCGCAUGCGGGUUUUGUGGGCGAGGGCAUGCUCAGUGCCGCUGUCUGUGGCAAUGUGUUUGCUAGUCCCAACGCAUCUCAGGUCCGGCGGGGCAUUGACCUGGUAGAGAACGAUGCUGGCACCCUCAUUCUCGUCAAAAACUACACUGGUGACAUCCUCAACUUUGGCCUUGCGGCAGAACAGUAUGCUGCUGAACACGCAGACAAGUCCAACAAGGUCAAAUUCGUUGUGGUUGGUGAGGAUGUAGCGGUGGGCAAAACUCAGGGUGGGAUUGUCGGACGCAGAGGCCUUGCGGGUGUUGUUCUCGUAUACAAGAUUGCGGGUGCACUUGCUGCUCAAGGCGGCAGCCUCGAAGAAGUCCACGAUGUCGCGCAGUAUGUUGCUAGUCGUAUCGGCACCAUUGGGGUUGGCCUAGAGCAUUGUCAUGUGCCUGGCACGGCAGCUCCAACCCAUUCUAUAUUAGCUUCGGAAAUCGAAAUCGGACUGGGAAUCCACAACGAAGCUGGCAAUCAGCGCAUUUCACCCAUUCCGCCGCUCUCGCAACUUAUUCCCCAACUUCUGGAUUACAUCACUUCCACCACAGACCCAGAGCGCUCGUUUCUCCCUUUCAAGCACGAUGGCAAGGACGAAGUGGUCCUGCUAGUCAAUAAUCUUGGUGGUUUGAGUGAGCUCGAGCUUGGCGGCGUUGUUCGUGCUGCGAGAGACGAACUAGCGGAAAGGAAAAUUGUUGUGAGCCGUGUUAUUUCAGGGACUAUCAUGACAAGUCUCAACAUGCCUGGCUUCUCGAUUUCCCUUGUUCUUCUGCCCAGGGCCGAAGACACCCAGGCCCCCAAAGCUAGUUUCCUCCUUUCACUCCUUGAUGCUCCGGCACAAACACCAGGAUGGAAAUGGUCGUCUGGUGCUCCGCCUGUUACUCCGACUCCACUUGCGCCCCCUCCACAUCCCCCUGCCAAAAGAGCCGCUGACGCGACGGCUGUUUCUGCGUCCAAGCCUUCAGAAUUUGUAACAGCAAUUCAACGGGCUUGCGAUGCUGUAGUCGCGGCGGAGGCGGAAAUCACACGGAUGGACACGAUUGCAGGAGAUGGCGACUGCGGGUUGACGCUCAAGUCCGGUGCCCAAGCUGUUCAGAAGGCCGUUGCCGCGAAGAAUAUCACUGGGACCGAUUUGGUGGGUGACUUGUUGGCUGUGGCGAAGGUGGCGGAGACGGAUAUGGGUGGUACCAGCGGUGCACUAUACUCUAUAUUCUUUUCAGCGCUGGCUCAAGGUGUACAGGGUGCAGCGGGUGGCCAGUUGACCACGGCUACUCCCGAACUCUGGGCAACAGCAUUGACAUCGGCAUUGAAGAAACUUUACACGUAUACACGGGCACGUCCACCAUCCCGCACACUUGUCGACCCCCUCGCUGCAUUCGUCGAAUCAUACGAUAAGGGAUUCUCGGAGGCGGUGAAAGCUGCUGCUGCGGCUGCCGAACACACGAAAGAUGUUGAUGCGAAGGCGGGGCGGAGCGCAUAUGUCGAUUCGGCAUUGCUGACUCGAGAGAAGGUGGCGGAUCCCGGGGCGUGGGGCGUGAAAACUAUCUUGGAGGCAAUUUGA
This is a messenger RNA of Mycena indigotica, 1773 nucleotides long. Its product is annotated as Dihydroxyacetone kinase. The transcript is spliced from 8 exons. Lineage: Eukaryota; Fungi; Basidiomycota; Agaricomycetes; Agaricales; Mycenaceae. Gene Ontology annotation, biological process: glycerol catabolic process. Gene Ontology annotation, molecular function: ATP binding; glycerone kinase activity. The record is from RefSeq and is a predicted model, not a curated record. Bases 1 to 1773 code for a protein of 590 amino acids. Gene Ontology annotation, cellular component: cytosol.